AUGUUUGCUAAUUUAGAAGAAAAAUAUUUUAAUGAAGAUUUAGAAUUUAGUUUUGCAAAUCAACAUAUAUAUUGUCUUGCUUAUAUAAUUAACUUAGCUUUAAAAAAAUUAGUAAUUAAAAUUCAUAAAUCUUCACAAAAACGUGAAUGUCUUAGUUAUCAAUAUUUUAUUUCACAAAUUAAAAAAUUCGAAUUAAUUGAUAAUAUAAAAACAAGAUGGAACUCAACAUAUGAUAUGAUUGAAAGAGUAUUAAAUUUACAACAAUGUUUUAAAGAUGCUACUCUUGAAAUAAGUGCUUCAACUUAUCCUACACUUAGUUAUACUAUUCCUAUUUAUAAUUAUUUAUUAGAUUUAAUUGAAAAAUUUCUUAAAGAAGAUUCUUAUUCUAAUGAUAUUAUUAAUGCUAUUAACAAAGCAAAACUUAAAUUACAAAAAUAUUAUCCAACAACUAAUGGACCUUUAGAAUAUUUUAAAGAUCAUGACUUUAAGGAUGAAACUAUUGAAAAAUAUCAACAAGAAAUUGUUAAUUUAUGGAAAACUAAAUAUAUACCAGCUUUAAAUCAAAAUAAUAAUCAAGCAACUAAUAAUUCUAGUAGACUUAUAGCUUAUAUAGUUAAUAAAAGAAAAUAUACUAAGGUUGAUGAACUUAUAAAAUAUUUACAAGAACCUCCAUCAAAUUAUAAUAUAGAUAUAUUAAUAUUUUGGAAG
Dentiscutata erythropus is the source of this 708-nucleotide messenger RNA. The record is from the annotation of a GenBank genome assembly. Lineage: Eukaryota; Fungi; Glomeromycota; Glomeromycetes; Diversisporales; Gigasporaceae.